This is a messenger RNA of Anthostomella pinea, 1647 nucleotides long. The record is from the annotation of a GenBank genome assembly. NCBI's taxonomy places the organism in Eukaryota, Fungi, Ascomycota, Sordariomycetes, Xylariales, Xylariaceae.
AUGUCGGACGGAGUCAAUGGGGCGGCGCCCGUCAAUGGGUCCCAAGAGGCUCGCAAUGCCUCCCAGCGCUAUCUGAGCACCCGGGGAGACGACUAUGAUUUCUCCUUCGAGCAAGUCGUAUUGAAGGGACUGGCAACGGACGGUGGCCUCUACAUUCCCGAGCAGAUCCCUGAAGUUACCAAUUGGCAAAGCUGGAAGGACCUCUCGUUCCCUGAUCUCGCCCUCGAACUCCUCUCGCUGUACAUAUCGACUUCGGAGAUCCCCCGCGACGACCUGAAAGGGAUCAUCGACCGAAGCUUCUCGACCUUCCGAGCCCCUGAAACGACGCCCCUGAGACAUCUUCACGAUAACCUAUACCUGCUCGAACUUUUCCACGGCCCGACUUUCGCUUUCAAGGAUGUCGCGUUACAAUUCCUAGGGAACAUGUUCGAAUACUUCCUGGUACGGAAAAACACAGGCAAACUGGGUACAGACCGACAUCACCUUACCGUUGUGGGUGCCACAAGUGGCGACACUGGGUCUGCGGCUAUCUACGGUUUACGAGGGAAGAAGGACGUGUCCGUCUUCAUACUGCACCCCAAGGGCAGAGUGUCUCCGAUCCAAGAAGCACAGAUGACGACAGUCUUGGAUCCUAAUGUUCACAAUCUGUCGGUGACGGGCAGCUUCGAUGACUGCCAGGAUAUCGUGAAGGCCCUGUUCGCCGAUGCUGACAUCAACUCUACUCUGAACCUCGGCGCCGUCAACAGCAUCAACUGGUGCCGGAUUCUAGCCCAGAUCGUCUACUACUUCCACUCAUAUUUCAGCUUCGUGAAGCAGUCGUCGGACUUCACUAUAGGCGAUAAAGUUCGUUUCGUGGUACCCACCGGCAACUUCGGUGACAUAUUAGCUGGAUACUUCGCACUGCGGAUGGGACUUCCAAUCGAGAAGCUGGUAGUAGCCACCAACGAAAACGAUAUCCUGGACAGAUUCUGGAAGACCGGAAAGUACGAGAAGAAGCCUGCGCGGGGUCCCGAGGCGGAAGGCGGCUUGGAAAGCGAUGGUGUCAAGGCGCAUGAAGAUGGUGUCAAAGAGACCCUCAGCCCGGCGAUGGACAUCUUGGUGUCCAGCAAUUUUGAGAGGCUGCUUUGGUUCCUCGCCUACGAGUUUGCUGCUCCCGCGGGGAUGGACGACGAGUGGAACAAGAAGCAGGCAGGUCAAGAGGUCGCCUCCUGGCUGAAGCAGCUGAAAUCGAGCGGGGGCUUCGGGCCUGUGUAUCAGGAUGUGCACGCAAGCGCCAAGCGCGACUUCGAGAGCGAGCGGGUGAGCGAUAAGCAGACGGUCGAUACCAUCAAGAGCUACUUCAGCAAGAUCGACUACGUCCUUGACCCGCACUCGGCCAUAGGCGUGGCCGCAUCGGUACGGUCCAUGACACGGUCCAAUAUACCGCAUAUAUCACUCUCCACCGCUCACCCAGCCAAGUUUGCCGGAGCCGUCGAGCUCGCGUUGAAGGGGGAGGCAGGUUUCAACUUCGAGGAGAAGGUCCUCCCGCAAGAGUUCGUGGGCUUGGAGAGCAAGGAGAAGAGACUGACGGAUGUUGACAACGACUGGAAGAAAGUCAGAGAGCUGGUCAAAAAGCAAGUAGAGGAGGAGCUGAAGUCGCAAAAGUAA